UAUUCUGUCAUCUGAAGUUCCUCUGUCAGCAGCAGCAGCAGCAGCAGCAGCCACAGCAGCCACAGCGGCCACAGCAGCAGCAGCAGCAGCAGCAGUGAUUAAGAUGACGGUGCUGAUGAUGGUGGUUUUCCUUGAGCUCCUGGUUCUUAUCACAGGUGUUGUACCUCAGAGUGUGAUACUCCCCCCUGCUGUUUGUGCAAUGACACAUUCCACUGUCACUCUGGGGUGCUCCUUCACACCACGGAUCACCCCAAUCGUCAGAGUCCGCUGGUGCAAGGACCAUCCUCUCUGCCACAAGACCACACCGACUGUCUACGACAGCAAUAGAACAAAGAGCAACUCACGCUUCCUGUACUUGGGCGAUAAGACCAGCAACUGCACGUUACAGAUCCAAAACCUCCUCAAACCAGACAAUGGCACUUACCGUUUCAGAAUGGAAGCCACGGAGGAAGCAGGACAUUUUACCAACCAAACAGGUGUACAAAUCUCAGUCAAAGACCAGACUGUGCUGAGUAUCAACACUUCCAGUGACAACGGCGAGAUGUUCGAGGGUCAGGAUGUCACACUGCGCUGCACUGCACCCUGCACAUUUUAUGACCUGAAGGUCACCUGGUUAAAAGAUGACCACACCCUCUCAGAGACCAGCCCCACCCUUCACAUCAGCCCCCUAACUGCAGGGGAUUCUGGAAACUACAGUUGCAGUUUGAAGAAAUCCUUGUCACACCGAUAUCAGCUACAAGUGACGGCCACAGGACAACAGUCUGAGCUUCCACUAAUCCUUGGUGUGACUCUUGGUGUCUCGGUGGUUCUCUGUGGUGUCAUCCUCGUCUUUAUCUUUAAAAGAAAACCUGCAGCAGUAGAUGAUCAUCAGGCAGCUACAGCGAUGGAGCUGGAGCCACAGGUGCGUGACAUCACUACUCCUGGUGAUGUUUCGUUAAACCUGACACCACACUCGUGCUCUCAACUAACACACGUCACAACUUAUUUUUUGGUUUUAGCAAUAUGCUAACAUCAACCGCGUCCUCCAGAUCUGCUGAAGCUGAGGUCAGCUACACGGCCAUUUACUUCAAACACAGCAAUCAGCCCAGACCAGUGAAAAAUGGAGAGGAUGUCAUCUACAGCCCUGUCAGGACGAGCUGAAUCUCUGUCCACUUGACACCCACCAUGGAGGUGAUGCCGCAGGAGAUCUUGUGUCACUUCACUGACCAGCAGUGCAUUCUACCCAGUGCAUCACAUGGUAAAUGUACUGUUGUUUUAGACAAGAACGGUCAGGAUUGAUUGACAUCAGAUUAUCUUUAGAAGCAACAGAGUUAGCUUGGCCUAACCUUAACAUAGACUCAAAAAAAAAAAAAAAAGA
Cynoglossus semilaevis (tongue sole) is the source of this 1357-nucleotide messenger RNA. RefSeq lists its product as uncharacterized. The coding region runs from base 104 to 1009 and encodes 301 amino acids. The record is from RefSeq and is a predicted model, not a curated record. NCBI's taxonomy places the organism in Eukaryota, Metazoa, Chordata, Actinopteri, Pleuronectiformes, Cynoglossidae. The transcript is spliced from 6 exons.